UUGUCAGUGAAAAUCCAAACAUUGCGGUCUGCAACUGCAUUUGUAUUAGAGGUUAGUCAUUUAUUUGCAAACAUCUUGAAAAAAUGGAAGUUGAUACUGCUAGUGAUAAUACGUCGUUAGACGAUAAGACCGAGGAUUAUUGCGAAAAUCCUACGAGAGAUGCUCUUACGGAAGGGAUUAUGAGUUUGCUUAAACCAACCGUAGAUCAACUCGAUGAACGAGUGCGAGCUACAAGGAUCAGUCAAAUAGAACUCAGGCAACAAAUAGAUUCUCUGACUGAUGAACUUCUAAAGAUCAAUGAGUCCCUUCAUUGUCCAUUGGAACUAGAUGCAUAUGUAACAAAAUUAGUGAAUGCAAAACGAAAAGUUGUUGUUGUCAGCAAUAUUCUUCAAAAAACGCAAGAGCGUUUGAAUAAAAUUCAUGAAGCUGUGGAAAGGCAAAAGAAUAAACAAAAAUCUUUACUGGAUCGCAGUUCAAUGUAUCAUACUUCUACUAUAAAACCAGAAAGUGACGAAACAUUCCCAGCAUCUUCCAGCACUCCUGAUAGAACCUAAUAAGUUUUUAUAAGAUUUAUCACA
Molecule: messenger RNA, 578 nt
Organism: Trichogramma pretiosum
Lineage: Eukaryota; Metazoa; Arthropoda; Insecta; Hymenoptera; Trichogrammatidae
Gene: Snapin
Product: SNAPIN protein homolog
Exons: 2
Coding region: 84-554 (156 amino acids)
Biological process (GO): endosome to lysosome transport; regulation of synaptic vesicle exocytosis; lysosome organization
Cellular component (GO): synaptic vesicle; BLOC-1 complex; BORC complex
Molecular function (GO): SNARE binding
Source: RefSeq, a predicted model, not a curated record